Messenger RNA from Styela clava, 10830 nucleotides. Its product is annotated as laminin subunit alpha-5-like. Gene Ontology annotation, biological process: animal organ morphogenesis; regulation of cell adhesion; regulation of cell migration. Gene Ontology annotation, molecular function: signaling receptor binding. NCBI's taxonomy places the organism in Eukaryota, Metazoa, Chordata, Ascidiacea, Stolidobranchia, Styelidae. The record is from RefSeq and is a predicted model, not a curated record.
AAAUUAUUCUUGUUAUUUUUACAGCCGCUUUUCACGAGGCUAAGUUAAUUCAAUAUUUUAUUUUUGAUUCGAGAAGGAUAGCGAUUAUAGAUUUGCAGAAAACGGUCUGGAAUAGCAGCAUCACAAUGUUGAAAUUGGCGGUGCUCCUACUACUGACCGCCCUACAUCUGGACGUGGGUUACGGGCAGCCUCAAUUGAUAAAAGAACCGAAUGUAUUGACUCCGCCAUAUUUUAACAUCGCUACAGGAAAGAAAAUUGAAUCGACUGCGACAUGUGGUGAAGUCGAACCCCACGUAUUUUGCAAACUAACUGGCGGACCAAACGAAUAUGGAUACAAUGGAAAUCUAUAUCAGGGACAGUUCUGUGACGAAUGCGACAUGCAAAACCCCACUAAAUCUCACCCCAUCAAAUACGCAAUCGAUGGAACUGAGAAAUGGUGGCAGAGUCCUCCGUUGUCACAAGGAAGUGAAUACAACAAAAUUAACAUCACAAUUCAUCUUGGACAGGUUUUCCACGUCGCAUAUGCCAUCAUCAAGUUCGCCAAUUCUCCACGUGCCGGUACCUGGGUUUUGGAACGAUCGUCUGAUCACGGAAAAACAUUCCAACCAUGGCAGUAUUUUGCUAACAGUGACAGUGAUUGUCACAAUCUGUUUGGUAUCGAUGCUUUUGAAGAAAUUACUAGCGAUGAUAGCGUCAUGUGUACAUCAGAAUACUCGGACGUUGUUCCAUUGGAACGCGGCGAGGUAAUUGUUUCUAUCAUCAAUCGGCGUCCUGGCGCAAAGAAUUUCUCGCAUUCCCCAGUUCUUCAAGAAUGGAGCAAGGCUACUGACGUGAGACUGCGUCUUCUGCGCACCAAAACACUUCUCGGACACUUGAUGGCAGUUCAGAGACAAGAUCCCACUGUGACUAGAAGAUAUUUCUACAGUAUCAAAGAUAUUAGCAUUGGUGGAAGAUGUGUCUGCAACGGCCACGCUGAUACUUGCUUGCCAGAUCCCGAUGAUAGAUACAAGCUUAAAUGCGAAUGCCGACACAACACAUGUGGAGAUAGCUGCGAGUAUUGUUGUCCCGGUUUUGUACAGAAAGAAUGGAAAGCUGCUGUUCCAGAAAGUGCAAAUCAAUGCGAACGAUGCAAUUGCCACGGCCACAGCACUGAAUGCGAUUUCGACGAGCAAGUCGCGAUAAGAAGACAAUCUCUUGAUUUGGAUGGCAAUUACGAAGGAGGUGGUGUCUGCAAAAACUGCCUUCAUAACACUGCUGGAAUCAACUGCGAGAAGUGUGCUGAUGGUUUCUACAGACCUGCUAAUGUUGACCCAAGACAUCCUGAGGGAUGCAGACCUUGUGAUUGUGAUAGCGCAUUCACUGUUGGUACAUGCGAACCAGUGACUGGACGAUGCUACUGUAAGCCCAAGUACGCAGGAGACAGAUGUGAUAAAUGUGCACCUGGGUAUCACAUGUUCCCAGAAUGCGAACAAUUCGGAGAUAAUGUCUGUCCCUGCUUUUACAAUGGUACCAGAGAUGGAAUCUGCUUGCCAGAGAAUGAUAUUUGUCCAUGCAAGUACAAUUUUGCUGGAAAAUAUUGCAGUGAAUGUGCCGCUGGAUUUUAUAACUUCCCAGAAUGUACACCCUGCACUUGUCUUGGUCAAGGAGCAAUUAGCGAUAUUUGCGACCCAUACAGCGGACAGUGUACUUGUGAUGAGGGAUUCGGGGGAUUAUAUUGUGACCAGUGUGCAGCAGGGUACUACAAAUAUCCGCUUUGUCAAACAUGUGCUUGCUACACAGCUUUUACUACCUCAGAUAUUUGUGAUCCUGAUACUGGAAAGUGUUUCUGUACUGAGUUGGUGACUGGAGAAUCAUGCAAUCGCUGUUUACCUGGUUAUUACGACUUCCCACAAUGCAAAGAAUGUGAAUGCUCAAGCCCUGGAAGUGCAAGUACCAUGUGUGAUCAGGAGAGUGGAAAAUGCCAAUGCAAACCUAACUUUCAAGGACCUAAAUGUGAACAAUGUGCACCAGAAUAUUACAACUAUCCGAACUGCAUCCCAUGUGACUGUGACGUACAAGGAUCUCAACGAACGACUUGUGAUGUGGUGACUGGCCAAUGUACCUGCUUCCGAUAUAUUGGUGGACGUCGUUGUGACCAAUGUGCACCCGAUUACUUCAACUUCCCUCGAUGUGAAGACUGUAAAUGUGAUCCAAGAGGGAUCAAGUCUGUUGUACCAGGCGUCUGUCUUGCUUUCACCACCGGCCAAUGCGAUUGCAAAGAGAAUGUUGUUGGAAAGUAUUGUAAUGAAUGCAGUCCCCUGCAUUAUAACUUAACACUCGGAUGUGUUGAUUGUAACUGCUUUCUCCAGGGAACACUCGAUGGUGUUGCUGCCUGCGAUACAGAGUUUGGUGAUUGCUGGUGCAAACCCUAUACAUGCACUCAAAGAUGCUCUCAGUGCGAUGAUGGAUUUUUUGGACUUGAGGAAAGCCAUUACUUUGGUUGUACUGGAUGUCAGUGUGAUGCUGGUGGUGCAAUGACAGAGGAUUGUGACACAGUAGAUGGGCAAUGUCGUUGUAAAGAAGGAGUAACAGGCAGAAAAUGUGAUAGUGUUGCUGAAGGCUACUACUACCCAACUCUACUUCAGCAUAGAUUUGAGGUUGAAGAUGGCAAAACAACUGAAGACCAAAUCUUGCGUUUUGGUUUCAAUCGAGAACAUUUUCCAACUUUCAGUAUGAAAGGUUAUGGAGAAUUUUCUCUUGUCCAGCCAAGAGCUGUGUUGGAUCUGACUAUAACACAGAACAGCUUGUAUAAAAUACUGAUGUACUAUGUCAACCCUCAUUCAUGGGUUCUUUCUUCCACUAUUUCCUUUGUUCCGAAAACUUCUACUGAUGAUGACAGUGACGCAGAACCUCUAUGCCCCAAUUGUUCGGAGCAAAAAUUUAUUGUUGAUUUUGAACCAAGUCAAAGUCCAGCUUUGAUGACUGCUAACAGCGUAUUUGUUCUUAAUCGUGGAGAAUGGAACAUCAAUAUUGAAGGCGAACCAGGACUUCUCAUUGACUACAUUGUUCUUCUGCCAUCUGAAUACUAUGAACCGGGAAUUCUUCAAGCUAAAAUCACAGAACCUUGUGAGCCAACACUAACUCAAACAGGAAAAGAUUGUCUCAUGUACACACACAUACCACUCACUGGAACUCCUCAGGCUGCAGCCAUGGCCUUCGCUGAGCAAGCACAACAUGAUUCUCCUACAACUGCACACCCAACUAUGGUUUUACUUGAUGGAAACAAAAAAGGUGAUAAUCACCAUACAGUGUCCAUGACUUUGAAUGAUGUAGACAGCGCAGGAAAAUACGUUCUUGUUCUUGAAUAUGCAAGUACUGGAGACAGAAUGAAAACUGUCGAUGCCACAGUUACAGAUUUAGCAGGAAACACAUUUUCUGAUGUGAAAUUCAAUAUCUACUCGUGCGAGUAUCUUUUCCUUUGUCGGCAAGUUGCACUCACACCUUUGAGUGAUGUCAUGGUCUUUGAUAUUUCUGUCCCAAAUAUCCAAGUGGACCUGAGCGUUGGUGCUGGUGAUGUUGUUUAUGUGAGUCGUGUUCAUGCAAUUCCAUAUGAAAAAUGGACAAUGGAAUAUGUGGAACCUAAAAGAAAGUGCAUCACUAAAGAAGGACCCGAAUUUGAUGAAUGCACUGCUUGGGCUUAUCCAACUUCUGCUACUGGACACAAGAUUGAAGUAGGAGGUGGUGAUUCUGUUCCUCCUACUGAAACUACUGGGGAAGUUGAUACUGUCUUAGUUGGUGGUGAAGACAACACUAUAGAGAUUGACAUGGAUCUUGAUCCUGGCCGAUAUGUAUUUUUACUUCACUAUUUCAACCCCAACCAUGUAUCAUUCUCACCUAAUAUUAUCAUCUCUGAUGGCGGUCUUACACAUGAAGGAACUGCAAAUGUUACCUUUUGUCCAAGCGGAGAUGGAUGCAGAGGCGUUGUUAUAUCUAACAAUGGAGCUGUGGUUAUUGAUAUUACCAACCGACCACAAACAAUGACAAUUAAAGUGCCAGCAGACAAAGCUUUCUGGUUGGAUUACAUUCUUGCCAUACCAGAGGAGUCUUAUAACGCUGAUCAACUUGACUUAAAACCAGUUGAUCAUUCAAGAAAAUUCUUUGAUGAAUGUUAUGGAGUAGGAACUGAAGGAUUGAUUGACUCUGCAACAACUCCAACAGACUUUUGUCGCAAGGCAGUGUUCUCAUUAACUAUGGACUUCAAUGAUGGAGCUUUACCAUGUGAUUGCUCUGGUGCUGGCACAGUUGGCGGUGGAGAUGUAGAUUGUGAGGACUAUGGUGGUCAAUGCCCUUGCAAGCCAAAUGUAAUUGGAAGAAAAUGUGACAGGUGUAUGAUAGGAUUCUAUGGAUUCCCAGAUUGCAAACCGUGCGAUUGUGAUGGUGCAUUAUGUGAUGAGAUCAAUGGAAACUGCAUCUGUCCACCCAACACUGUUUCCCCAUCUUGUGAUCAAUGCCUUCCUUUUACACAUUCCUUCCAUCCUCUUGCUGGAUGUGUUGCAUGCGAUUGCCAUUCUCAAGGGGUAGAAAAUGCAACUGACCUUGGAUGUAGCAAGGAUGAUGGUCAAUGCAGAUGCAGAGAAAAUGUUGAAGGACUAAGAUGUGACAAAUGUAAAGCAGGAUUUUUUGGAUUCCCUGAUUGUAGCCCUUGCGUUUGUGAUACACGUGGAAGCAUCUCAGAAACAUGCGAUCCAGCCAGUGGACAAUGUUUAUGCAAAGAAAAUGUAGAAGGACAACAAUGUGAUAGAUGUAAAAUGGGUACUUUCUAUCUGAAUGAACAAAAUCCUCUCGGAUGCACAAAAUGCUUCUGUUUUGGAGCCACAGUUGAAUGUAGCAGCACUCGAUACCCCAUGGAGGAAAUUAUUGAUAUGGAAGGCUGGCGGCUUUUGAAUUUGAAAACAGAUACACCAGAAAUUCAGAGUGAUGGUAACACUCUUACCGUGGAUAUCUAUGAAAAUGGAGGAGCUAAAGAACCUGCCAGAACCAACUUGUAUUGGGCUGCACCAAAAGCAUAUCUGAAUGACCAAAUUGGAUCCUAUGGUGGCGUUUUACACUUCAUUACCACUUCAGAACAAGGUGGACGAGGAGACAGCACUGGUACAUUUGUUUCGGUCGCCGGAGAUCAACCUGCUCCUCUAACUGCUCCAAAUCCAACAGUCAUUUUGGAGGGCAAUGGUAUGAUUGUUGGCUGGAUAAACAGAAACAAACAGAAUGGAGAAUCAGUAUUCCUCAACUUGACUGAAUCAAAUUUUGUUCAUCAAAGCACUGGAAACCCUGUGAAACGUGAAGAAAUGAUGAUGGUUCUUAGUCCUUUGUCAAAAUUGCGUAUCCAUGCUACUGAUGAUCCAGAUGCAGCCAUCGUCAGGCUUUCGGAUGUUAGUAUGUCAACUACUGAUUAUGAUGCUGAACUCGGAUCAGGUCCAACUAUACCAACCGUUGAGGAAUGUCGCUGCCCCAAAGGAUACACUGGAGAGUCUUGCCAAUUGUGUGAUAGUGGACAUUUUAGAGAAAAUCGUGGACCUUAUUUGGGUUAUUGUGCAGAGUGCCAUUGUUAUGGACAUUGUGAAACUUGUGAUGAACAUGGUGAAUUGAUUGACAAGAAGGAUUGUCUUCAUAAUACGGCCGGUGAAAAUUGUGAAAAAUGUAAAGAUGGAUACAUUGGAGAUGCAACUACUGGAGAUCCAGAUGCUUGCCAGCCUUGUCCAUGUCCAUUCCCAUCAGAAGAUGGAAAUUUCGCAGAGUCUUGUGAAUAUGAUGAAGAUGGUGAUGUUGUCUGUCACUGCCAGAUUGGUUACACAGGAGAAAAGUGCGACCAGUGUGCUCUAGGAUAUUUUGGAAACCCAUCAGUUAUCGGUGGAGAUUGUAAACAGUGCAAUUGCCAUGGAAACCUUGAUUUUAACUUGGUGAUGGAAAUUUGCAAUCCGAUAAGUGGUGAAUGCAAAGACUGCUUGUACAAUACUGGUGGAAAAUACUGUGAAAGAUGUGCAGAUGGCUUUUUUGGAGAUGCCAAAAUUGCCAAGAACUGUACCAAAUGUCCAUGCAAUGAAUGUGGUACUCUGCAAUGUGAUCAUACAUAUGGAUUCUGUGCUUGCAAGCCUCAUGUUAUUGGUAUCUCAUGUAACCGUUGUGAGCCAGGAUAUUACAAUUUGGAUUCCUGCAUUGGUUGUCAAGACUGCAGCUGUGGAAUUGGUGCUAGAAACAAUGAGUGUGAUACUGUGACUGGAGCAUGUGAAUGUGCACCAAAUGUUGUCGGACUGAAAUGUGACAAAUGUGCACCAGGGCACUGGGACUACUCAUCCAUGGGAUGCAAACCCUGCAAUUGUCGAAACAAUGGAGAUUGUAAUCCGGUCAAUGGCGAAUGCAAAUGUCCACCAGGAAUCACUGGCCCUCAAUGCGACCAAUGCAAACUGGAACGUCACAUUCUACCACCAGGCGGUCUUCAAUGUGAAAGCUGUGACACCUGUACACAUGAUCUUCUUGACACCAUUGAGCCAAUGACGGAAAAAGUAGUUAGCGCCAGUCUUAAGUUGUCAAAAGUAUCAGUUGGAGUUGCAGCAGCAAAAAGACUUGAAGAUUUCGCAGACCGCUCUGAGGAUGUCGAAGAUCGUAUUUCUGAGACAGAACAACAUAUGAAUGACAUUAGUGAUGAUGCUGAUAAGCUUUUGAAUGCCGAAAUUAAUGAUUUGAAUGAUAUGAUAAUGUCUGAAGAGGAUGAGGAGGCAUCAGGUUUACCUGCACCUAUUGUCGAUUCUUCUUCCAAGGAACAAGACUCUUACAUUGCGCUUAAAUCUGCUGUAGGAAAAACUGAACUUGCAGUUGCUGCUAUGUGCAAUAAAACUGAGGCACUUCAAGAAAGCAUUGAAAAGACUAGUGGAAGAAUGUUAAGAUUAGAUGCCAAUGCCACUGAUAUUAAUGAUGAAAUCGGUGGGUUUUCAACAGAUUCAAAAGAUCUUCUUGAAAAGAUUCCAGACAUGUUUAUGGAAGAAGGAUCAGCUUAUGAGCUUAAGGAAGAUGCUUCAGGAGACAAUGACGAAUAUCUUCAAAAAUUAUAUGACGCUGAAAUGUUGUUAACAAGAAUGAAGAUGAGAGUAUUUAAACCUAUGAAGAAGGUCGCUGAUGCUGAACUAGCUCAAGCAGAAGAAUUAUUUGGACUCGUAAACAUCAACUUCACUCUGCCUUCCGAGGAUUUGGAUCAAAGAGUUGGAAACGUUAGUCAAGAUCUCGGUGACAAAUUGGCCAAAAUGAAAGAAUUAAGAGCUCAUUUGAAUGAUGCUAUUAAAACUGUAACAGAAGUAGCAACAUUGAAUGCCGCCAAUAGUAAAGCACUCACAGCAGGCAGAGAUGCCAUUAACAGAAUUACUGUUGAAUUUGAAGAAAUCAAUCAAAUAAUUGGUGAUGCACAGAAUGUGUUAAAUGGAGGUGGUAUUGAUGAACCUGGUGUGUUGGACAGCGAUGCUUUACUGGAAGCUAUUGAUCAACUUCAACCUGUUUAUGAUGCUUAUGUUGUGGGAUUAGAAGGAAUGGAGGAACUUGUCAAUAUGUCUAUUGAAAAAGCUAACAUGUUGAAGAAUGAUGCUGAUAUGCUUUCACAACUAGUUGAAGAAACAAAGAAUGAUCCUCGUAAUGUUAGAGCAGUCGAAGCUGCAAACAGAUAUCAGAAUAUUAUCAAUGUUAUGGAAAAUGCACGAGAGGCAGCUGACAAGGCAGAUUUGGAUGCUACAGAAGCAAGAGACGAUGUAGCUGAAAAGAAUUUAGGUAAAGCAGCUGAUGAAGCAAAUGUUGCCAGUGGGAAACUUCUCAAUGAAGUACAAGAUAUUCUCAAUACCAAAAUUGGUGACCUUCAGAAUGAUCUUAAUGCUGCCAAGAAGAGUUCUCAGGAAAUGGAUUCUUUGGCAAAAGAUCUCUCUAAAAGAAUGGAAGCAGUGAAAGAUGGUGCUACUACUUUAGAUCAUGGUGAUAUUGAUGCCAAAAUACAAAAGACAAAAGAAGAUGCAGCAGCAGCUUCAGAUAUUGCUGAUGAUGCUUUGAGAGCAGCACAACAAUUACAAGACAAGAUUGACCAAGCUCCUGAUCCAAAUAUUCCACUUAAUCAAGAGCUAACUGAUGUUCAAGACAUAUUGGCUGAUCUACCCGACCAAAUUGCUGAUAUGAACGCACAAGUGGAAGAGCUUAAUCGACGUGCUGCUAGAAUCGCUUUACUUCCUAAAGAUCUUGCAUUGGAUGAAAAAAUAGGUGAAAUAAGAAAGAAGAUUGAAUUGUCAAGAAGCCGUGCUGACAACGUCAAGGUAUCAAUGCAAUUCAAGCAUGUACCUCUUGCUGCUGCAGAUGCCAAGCCUGAAUAUGCACAAGUUCACAUCCCACCACAGUCAUUUGAUCUCAGUGACAACAUCAAGAUUGAAAUGUACGUCAACAUCUCAAAAUCACCAGACAAUUCUCUCUUAUACUUAGGAGAUGCUUCAACUGCUUCUGGGGAUUACAUCGCUUUGGAAACUAUUGGAGGCAAAGUACACUAUUAUUAUAAAGUUGGAUCUGGUGUUGGUGAAAUUAUUGGUACACAUCCAGCAAUCAAUGAUGAAACGUGGCAUCGUAUUGUCAUCGAAAGAAAUGGAAAUGAUGCAUCACUGGAAGUAUUUUACCCUAAUCCUACAGAAGGGCGUGGAGACUUGUUUAAUUCUGGUGCCAUAACUAGUAAAGUCCAGACUGGAAAAACAGAUGCAGCUGAAAUAGAAUCGUCUCUACCAAGGGAGACAACGCCAUUUGUUGUUGGUGGUUUGCCACCCAUGCCGCUACCAGGAAAAAUACAAAACAAUCAAAUGACUGGAUGUAUUGAGGGUGUUAAAGUUAAUGACGAAAGUGUUGGACUCUGGAAUUUUGUUUCAUACAAUGGUCCAAAGCCUGGUCAAACCUGUGCUGGAGAAGGACGCAAAUCACCACUCAGCGUUUCAACUAGCAAUAGAUAUUGGCGUUUCCGAGGUGUUGACAGUUACAUUCGAGCAAGUGAAACACAACUUCGCCAACUAAAUUCCUAUGCAGAUACUACUGGAAUCAGCUUUGUUAGCUUCAAAUUUUUGACUAAACAACAUGAUGGCCUGCUUCUUUUCGUCGGACAGAGCGUGGAUCAAUUCUUUGCUUUGGAAAUUAGAGAUGGUAAAUUGCAUUUGUCUUGCAAUUUUGGUUGGGAUGAACCUAAAGAAGGAGUCAGCACUGACACAUACCCAGAUGUAUCCACCAUUGCACAAGCUUUCAACGUGAAGAUCGGAAUAGUUAAUGUUGGCAGAAACGUAAAGAUGAUUGCUUUGGUCCUCAACACUGAGCUCAGCAUAAACAUGACUUUCACGGAUUGGUCACCAAAUAUUCAAGGCGAUGUCUGGUUUGGCGGAAUUCAUAGAAAUGACAUCAAACAAGAAUUUAGUCAAUAUGUAAAGAACAUCAAUACAAACUACCGCGGAUGCAUCAGAGACUUAUCUUUCCAUAGAAGAUAUACUUUCAAUAUUUACGAAGCUUACGAAAGAAUCGGAGUCACCCCUGGAUGUGAUGGAGAUGACAUUCCGCCCAUUGACGCCAAAGAUGAGGGGUUUAUUAGCAUAGCAGACAAUUAUCCCAAUGUUGAAAAUAUGGAAGGACUAGCAAGAGAACCUGAACCUACUCCAUCGGCAGCAACUGUAGUACCAGAUAUUGUGCCACCAGAUGAGGGUGUGGAGGAACCAGUGGUUGAAACUGAAGAAGUAAGACCGCCGCGUACUUUCGAUAUAGAAGAUGCACGUCUCAUCUAUGUACCUGAUGAUCCUGAUGAAGCGGUUUUAAAAUCUGAUGGAAAACUUGAUGAUACGGAUACAGGACUGAUGGAUAAGAAUGCAGAUGUUAGCAGUAAAGAAGUUGGUAAUCUCGAUGAUUCAAUGAUAAAUUCUGAAAAACCAGUUGCCAACGAUAAACCAAAUGAGAAAGUAUCGAUAGACAUACUUAAAGAAACAGUUGUUGUUGAUCCACCACUUGAAGAUCCAAAACUGAAAAUCAAAGAAGAAAAUGUCGAGAUUGUUCUGGAAGAAGAAACUGGCAUGGGUGAUGAAGUAAUUGAUAUCAAAGAAGUUGAUAUAGAAAUGGAAAAUUCGAAAGAGGUUGUUGGUGAAACUUUAAAGAACGUAAAUGAACAAAUAGGGAGCAACGCUGACAUAGAAUCGGACGACACUGAAACAGCUGAUGAACCUAUAUCAGUCGAAGAUGAUGCACCUGGAGAACUAAAAGCAGAGGCUUAUGGUGAUCCAAAAGAAGAGGCUCAAAAUUUUGCUGAAGAUGAUGUGGCAUCCUCCAGUGUUGUACCAGCCAUUCUCAUCAUUAUUGGAGUUAUUGUAGGCGUGGUUCUUUUUGCUGCCGUUGUGUCUGCGGUCAUGAAAGGGGGCUUGUUUGCAGGUGGGGCCGGCUCGGUUCCAGCAAAUCCACCUCCUCCACCAAUGGAACAAGCACCUCUAAAUGAUGUGCAAGCUCAGCGCGUUGCUCAAAUGGAUUGGUAAUUGAUCCAUGAUAUUGUGAAAUGUAAAUACUUUGUAUGAUACUAUAUGUAUGUGUUUUGUACUUGAGCACGCUUUUUGUGAUUAAAUAUGAUGGCUGAUAAUAAUUUACCUACGAACGCUAGGCGUCUUAAUGUUGUAUUGUGAACCGUUCCCACAUGUGACACAUUUUAAUUAACUAGGGAUAUGUUUUUUUAACAGUUUGUUAUGGUUUACAGUAUGUUUGAUCAGUUGGCCCUGCGAUGAUAUCUUUCGUUGUCAGUGAUUUCUAAUAAACCCAAUCUCAAUACUA